Messenger RNA from Cylindrotheca closterium, 768 nucleotides. The record is from the annotation of a GenBank genome assembly. Lineage: Eukaryota; Bacillariophyta; Bacillariophyceae; Bacillariales; Bacillariaceae.
AUGUUGUUUGAAGUUGCUACUGUCGUGCUUUGCAAGAUUGAAAACGUCCACCUCUUUCAAUAUGGUGGGAAAGGGGGAAAGUGGCGCGAAUACGGCAGUGGGCCUCUUCGCUACAAGAUCAUUCUCAGAAGUGACCCGAGAUUCGAUUCUCAACGAGGAAAAGGUCAAGUGACCUUCCACAACAGCCUCACAUGUGCUGGUGGCCUGAACAUGCUGGUUAUAUAUAACUUUCCACUUGUUCAUAAGACAACCAGCAAACCGAACGAAGUCCAUUUCAAAGCGCGAUCCGCCGUAAUUGGUACCGAUUACAAGUCCAGCAUUUACGGCAUCAGGUUUGCAUCGCCUGAAGAUGCUGCGCGUUUCAUGUGGGCUCAUUGGGUUUUGCAACUUGCAUCUAUCAACCCUUCCAUUCCAAGUCCACUUUCUGUCGAAGCCACCACGACCCGUGCGUUUAUGGGAAUGGGACAAGAAGAGCAUGAAGAACAAGAUGUCAUCAAUCGCCACUUGAUCAUCUCUAGUCUCUGUCAGCUUGCAAGCGCGAACCGUGCCGUUCUCUCCUCUGAACAUCCAAGCUUCCAAUGGGCCGAGCAGCGUCUUUUCGAUGCCGAUGUCAAUGCCGGGCGUCUUCUUCAUAAUGCCACCGAAGUCGAUGCCGAGGCCGAACUUGACGCCGAGGCCAAACUCGAUGCCGAAGCCGACGACGAUUCGGCAAGUGUUCACAACUGGGAGUCGCAAGACUAUUUUUCUUUGGACUCAGAGCUGAAGUGA